CCGUCAGAGCCAACCUGCAACUUCCUGUUCUCUCUCUCUUCCCCGCCAUUAUAUAAUCUUUCAACUUCGCGUAAACAAUUAACAAGUGAAAUCUCUCUCUCUCUCUCUCGACUUGGGUUCUGUACAUAUGUACAAAUAAACUUUGAGCAUUGAUUUUCUUCGGUGUUUUAAUCUGGGUGCUAUUCAAUUUACUUCAUGGUGAUUGAGUAAUGCAGAGAUUAAAAGUGACCUGUGUAGUUAUACUGGAUUGUUGGGCAUUGAAGUUUCUUGGUUUUCUCAAGGAAUGAACUUUCUGUUAAAGAUUUAUAGGGGAGUGAAAUAUACGUAAAAGAUGAAUACGAGAGCCAGGACAAUGCUGCAGCCCAAGAAAGUUCCAGUGAAGCCUGACAAAGGGAAGGUCGAAAAGGUACAGGGGAACAAGCAGAGAGAUGCCACAAAAGCAGCUACAAAAAUUGGGCAAGCCUCAAGCAGAGAGAGGAAAAUAGCACUGCAGCAAGAUGUUGAUAAACUAAAGAAGAAGCUCAGGUACGAAGAGAAUGUUCACAGAGCUUUGGAGCGAGCUUUUAACAGACCUCUCGGAGCUCUCCCUCGCCUUCCUCCUUAUCUGCCUGCAGCUACGCUAGAGCUUCUAGCAGAAGUAGCUGUUUUGGAAGAGGAGGUUGUUCGGCUUGAAGAACGGGUGGUGCAUUUUAGGCAGGACUUAUAUCAAGAAGCUGUCUACAUUUCAAGCUCUAAGAAAAAUGUGAAAAGUUUUGCAGAUUUAUAUGACCUGGCCCCAAAUAAAAGUCCCAAACCAGAACAUGCCAAAACAAUAGCACGAAAUUUAGGGGCAUCCACCACAUACCCAAUCAGUCAUUUGCCCUCUUUUUCUGAGGAUGAACAAGGGAAAAAGAAUCAAUUGUGUACUAAUUCUGUGAAGCAGAACAAGAGUUCCUCAAUCCAUAAAGCUCAAACAAGCAGAACUCCAGAGAAAAGACCUCCUGUUGACGAUAAACUGGCUGAGAAGCAUUUAAAUCCUCAGAAAUUACAGAUAGUAGGUACAGCGGUUGGCCAAGGAAAUGCAGAAGCAAGAAAUGUUUGUACUGCAGAUGAAAUGUUAUCGACGGGUGACAACCCAAACAAGAUUUCUGAGGAUAUUUUGAAAUGUUUGUCAAGCAUUUUCUUUCGAAUGAGCUCAACAAAAAGUAGGCGUACUGCCGAGAAUUUACCUUUCUUAUCAACAUUAGUGCCUCAAGAAAAUGGUGAAGAAACUGAAUAUCGAGAUCCUUAUGGUAUAUGUUCACAAUUUGGGAAGAGAGAUAUUGGUCCAUACAAGCAUUUAUUUGCUAUAGAAGCUGGCACAAUCAAUCCAAACCGAACAUCAAACUCUUUAUUUCUGCUUCAUAGGCUAAAGUUUCUACUUGGGAAACUUGCCUUUGUCAACUUGCAGAAGCUCACCCAUCAAGAGAAGGUUGCUUUCUGGAUAAACAUUUACAACUCCUGCAUGAUGAAUGCAUUUCUAGAAUAUGGAAUACCAGAAAGUCCUGAGAUGAUUGUUGAACUAAUGCAGAAGGCAACAAUAAGUGUUGGGGGACACUUGCUAAAUGCAAUAACUAUUGAACAUUUCAUCCUCAGACUACCUUAUCACUCAAAAUAUACCUCGUCAAGGGUUGCGAAAAAUGAUGAAAUGACAGUGAGGAGCAAAUUCGGAUUGGAGUUAUCUGAACCAUUAGUCACAUUUGCACUUUCUUGUGGAAGCUGGUCCUCACCUGCUGUGAGAGUGUACACUGCAUCUCAGAUUGAAAACGAACUGGAUGUGGCAAAAAGAGAGUAUUUGCAGGCAGCAGUUGGGAUUUCAAGUAGAAAGUUUGCAAUCCCAAAGUUGUUGGAUUGGUAUUUACUUGAUUUUACAAAGGACUUGGAGUCAUUGCUGGACUGGAUCUGCCUUCAAAUACCAAGUGAACUUGGGAAAGAAGCAAUUAAGUGCCUGGAGAGAGGUAAACUUGAGCCUCAUUCGCAGAUUGUCCAAAUUAUGCCUUAUGAGUUCACUUUUAGGUACCUUUUGUACACAUCAUAAAUUUCAUUACCAUUUUUUACAUUAUUCUUAGGGGAGUUGGUGUCUCAGUUACUCAAUAUUGUACAAAGCUAUAGCAUAAUAUCAAAGCUAAACUUAUAAUUUGAUAUUGUUGUAAUUAUUUGUAAUAAAAAGAAAACAGCAGCAUAAGAAGAAA
Molecule: messenger RNA, 2210 nt
Organism: Hevea brasiliensis (rubber tree)
Lineage: Eukaryota; Viridiplantae; Streptophyta; Magnoliopsida; Malpighiales; Euphorbiaceae
Exons: 12
Coding region: 332-2056 (574 amino acids)
Source: RefSeq, a predicted model, not a curated record